Chenopodium quinoa (quinoa) is the source of this 2465-nucleotide messenger RNA. RefSeq names its product protein FREE1-like. Bases 441 to 2171 code for a protein of 576 amino acids. NCBI's taxonomy places the organism in Eukaryota, Viridiplantae, Streptophyta, Magnoliopsida, Caryophyllales, Amaranthaceae. Gene Ontology annotation, cellular component: late endosome membrane; ESCRT I complex. The record is from RefSeq and is a predicted model, not a curated record. The transcript has 10 exons. Gene Ontology annotation, biological process: multivesicular body assembly; intralumenal vesicle formation. Gene Ontology annotation, molecular function: metal ion binding; ubiquitin binding.
AUUUUUUUUUUUUUUGAAUAGUUUUUUAGGGAGGAGAUUAGGAAUACUUUCACAAGCAAGUUAAUGUUAUAUCUAUAUGCCUAUAUAUAAUAAGUGAUGGAUUCCGAACUAGGGUAGGAUUUAACUAUAAAAAAAAAAGUUUAUUGCUUUGUUUUUAUAUUAGGAAAAUUUAUCAAAAAUAAUUAAAUCUUUAGCCGAUCUUCCACCAAAAAAAAAAAAAAAAAAAAAAAAAAAAACUUGCCAACACCUUGGUUGUUGCUUGGAAACUUAACAACUCUAUGAUAAACCUGAACAAGGGACCCACACAAAAGUAGAAAAUUACGCACACUCGUUACCUUUACCUUUGUCAUCCUCGCUGACAAUUUCUCAAACUUUCUCUCUCCUCCACUUUCUCCCUCAUCAACACCGCCGGAACUCCCCAAUCAACCCCAUCUCCGGCAAUGCAGCAAGCCGGCGAUUUCAACCCUCCUUCUUACUACCCUCACCCACCACAACACCAACACCAACACCACCAACCACCACCCCCUCCAUCACAAUACUACGCCGCCCCUGAUCUCUCUCUCCCUUCUCCUCCGCCCCCUCAACCACCGUCCUACGCCUCUGCACCACCUUUCUCCGCCCCCAACUCUUACUCCGCCGCCGAUUACUCCUCCUCUUAUUCCCAGAAUUACCCUUCUUUUCCUCAUUCUUCCGAUCCUACUGCUCCUCCUCCUCAACCCCACUACGCUCCUCCACCGCCGCCGACGCCGACGCCUUCUGUUGGGCCUGAAUCAUAUGGGCCUUACCCUCCUCCGCCUCCUCCGCCGGCCCAAUUGCAGUAUCCUCCGUCUACGACGCCGUAUUAUCCACCCUAUGAUCCUCAUCAAUCAGCUUCCCCUCAAAAUUACCCUAACCCCCCUCCUCCUCCGCCUCAAAAUUACCCUAACCCCACUAAUUUAAACGCUAAUUCUAGUUAUUAUGAGAAAUCGUAUGAUAAUACUGCGAAAUUUGAUUAUGGGGCAGGGUAUUAUGAUGAGAAUUUAAGUGGGUAUGGGAGUUUUGGGGGAAGUAGGUCUAAUUCGGGAGGUGGGUAUGAUUAUAAGGAUGAUGGGGCAUAUGCUUAUCAGGGGAAAUCGGAGCCAUAUGGUGCUCGAGGGACCGGGUCGAAAUCGUCUAAUUGGUCUGGGUUGUUUGAUGAUUAUGGGAGGGCUAUUACCUUCCCUUCAGGUUCCUCAAAGAAGGAGAAGGAAAAGCCUAGCUCUUUGAAGGUUGUUAGGGCGGUGCCGAAGGCGGAGUCGAAUUCUGAUUCUAAGGGGGGAGUUCAGAAGUUCAGGGUCAAGCUCUUGCCUGAAAGUGGUGGUCAGAGUGUCAUGGAUGUUCUCUGUAUGGUUGGCUUGGAUGGGAUACGAAUGCUUGAUCCUAACACGAGUCGUACUUUGAGGAUAUAUCCACUUGAGACUGUGACAAGAUGUGAUAAAUAUGAUUCAUCUACAUUUGCAUUCUGGUCUAAGGCUCCUGUUGAUAUUGAGCCUAGACGUAUUAGACUGCAGUCCAAUAGCUAUACUACGAAUACACUUUUGGACACAGUGACAGCUGCUACUGUGCAGUUCAAGGAGAUGGGUGGGAGGAUCAGGUCUUCUGAACCACCCAAAGCCCUGGAUCAGUCUGCAGAGAAGAAGAAAGGUUUUGCUGACUGGAUGAACAAGCUAAAACCAGUCAAUGAAGAGAAAGAUCAUUGGGUUCCUGAUGAAGCUGUAUCCAAGUGCACAGGAUGUGGAGGAGAUUUUAGUGCCUUCAAUCGUAGGCAUCACUGUCGAAAUUGUGGAGAUGUAUUCUGUGACAAAUGUACUCAGGGUAGAACUCCCCUCAAUUUGGAAGACAAUGCUCAAGCAGUUCGUGUGUGUGAUCGAUGCAUGGCACAUGUCACUCAGAGGCUUAGUAUGGCAAAGGAAGCAGCUAGCAGACCAGUCUCUUUGCAGAGUCAUGAAGACCUUGCCAAGAAGCUUCAGGAGGAAAUGGAAAAGAACCUGAGAAUUUCCUCAGGUACAAAGUUAGAAAGUUCUGGUAAGCGAAUGAGAGAAGUUGCUUGUCCUACAUGCACUGUUCAUUUGCAGGUCCAAGUACCAUCCUCCGGUUCUGAAACCAUUGAGUGUGGGGUUUGUCAGCAUCCAUUCCUCGUGAGUGCUCAUUAAUAUCACAUCACCUCCAUUUCUCUUAUGAUGUCCUGUAUCUUGUUCAAUAUAUUCAUUGGCUAAGCACUCAAUAAUUAACGAAUAACUUUUAGUUGUGAUAUCCUCUUCCUCUAUCCAUUUCUCUCUGACUGAGUUUGUAUAUGAGUUUCGGUUUCCUUUUUUCGGUUUUUGGAAGAGCUGAUCCAGGGUGUUAUCACUGUUGUGUCAAAGCAAAUAUUUACAUGUUUAUUUUAUAAUUUAUACACUUCUGUGUUUUGCCCUGAUAUGGUUGUGUUAUUGUUCUGUUGGAUUUCA